Messenger RNA from Gossypium arboreum, 1186 nucleotides. Its product is annotated as dehydration-responsive element-binding protein 2D-like. Gene Ontology annotation, cellular component: nucleus. The coding region runs from base 23 to 796 and encodes 257 amino acids. Gene Ontology annotation, biological process: positive regulation of DNA-templated transcription; response to stress. NCBI's taxonomy places the organism in Eukaryota, Viridiplantae, Streptophyta, Magnoliopsida, Malvales, Malvaceae. Gene Ontology annotation, molecular function: transcription cis-regulatory region binding; DNA-binding transcription factor activity. The transcript has a single exon. The record is from RefSeq and is a predicted model, not a curated record.
CAUUCACCCUCCCUUUCAGACAAUGUGCUUAUCAAUCACUUUCCUCAUUUUUAUUUUGCUUCCCCUUUGGUUCUCUCUUGGAACAAUGUCAACAUCAAUGAUGGGUGGGUUUGGAGAGCGAAAACAAAUAAGGAGGCCUGCUCAAGCUAGCUCCAGAAAAGGGUGCAUGAGAGGCAAGGGAGGUCCAGAGAAUGCUCUCUGCACUUACAAAGGUGUCAGGCAGAGAACUUGGGGCAAAUGGGUGGCUGAAAUUCGUGAACCCAACCGUGGUGCUCGUCUUUGGCUUGGAACUUUUGACACCUCUCAUGAAGCUGCAAUGGCUUAUGAUGCUGCCGCUCGCAAACUCUACGGCUCUGAAGCCAAGCUCAACUUGCCAGAGUUAUGUGUCGGCCCUCGGUAUCCACCACCUUCAACCAAUACUCAGGCUGCUGCAAUGGGGAACCAAACUCAAAACCUGAAUAAUUCAGGUACGUGUUCAUCAAAUAGCCCAAUAAUUAUCAGGACCAAUGAUGUACAACCUGUGUACAACAAUGACUCAGUCAUAUCUUUCCCCAACGAGAAAAUUGAUUCUCAAGGGAACCCGGGUGGGAACAAUGCAAAAUUAGGACAAAAUGAAGAUGGAAUUGACGGGUUUUGGGAAAAUAUGUGUGUGAACUUGCCCGUCUUAGAUGAAUCGAUUUGGGCUGAAGCUGCUAUCUCAUUAGAUUUUCCAGUGAUGGAUGAUCCUGGCAGUUUCGCAAGCAGCCUUGUGGAUGUAACUGGCUGGGACGCCUUGCAAUCCCCCUGGUGCAUGUAAACCAAAGCUAGAUGUUAACUUACGUGGAAACCUGAAACUAUACAUACUUAGGGAUAGGGUGCAUAUAUGUGUAUAUAGAUAUUAUAAAUGUUGUGUCCUUACUGUCUACACUCUACAGUCUAUACUCAUAUAGUAAUAGCCAUGAAUACAUCAUGGGUUUUUCUGGGUUUGUCUUGGCUUAAGGGGUUUGUUUUGUUUUGUUUUGUUUUGUUUUUUUACGUUUUUGUUUCUGUAAGUGUAUAUAUAAGUCACGUGCUGUUCUAGCCGGCUUCUGUGUCGAAGCGUAUAACGUUUGUAUAAAAUCAACAUGUGCAAUAUAUGUCUUGUCAUAGAAUAAUUUCUAAGACUACUUAGUGGAAAAUAUAUAUAUAGAAAAAAAAUGUUACAUUA